Messenger RNA from Salarias fasciatus (jewelled blenny), 393 nucleotides. Its product is annotated as retinal cone rhodopsin-sensitive cGMP 3',5'-cyclic phosphodiesterase subunit gamma-like. Gene Ontology annotation, molecular function: 3',5'-cyclic-nucleotide phosphodiesterase activity; cGMP binding. Lineage: Eukaryota; Metazoa; Chordata; Actinopteri; Blenniiformes; Blenniidae. Bases 43 to 264 code for a protein of 73 amino acids. Gene Ontology annotation, biological process: positive regulation of epidermal growth factor receptor signaling pathway; visual perception; positive regulation of G protein-coupled receptor signaling pathway. The record is from RefSeq and is a predicted model, not a curated record. The transcript has 3 exons. Gene Ontology annotation, cellular component: photoreceptor outer segment membrane.
ACAGCUUCACCAGAACCGCCUGCGGAAAAGUGACUAAUCGAAAUGGCAGACGUUGCGACUCCUGCCGACAAGAAGGCACCUCCAAAAUUCAAGCAGAGGACUGUCCGUACCUUCAAGAGCAAGGCGCCAAAGCCUGGCCAGAAGGGGUUUGGAGACGACAUCCCUGGCAUGGAGGGCCUUGGCACUGACUUCACAGUGGUUUGCCCCUGGGAAGCCUUCGGGGACAUGGAGCUCAGCGACCUGGCGAAAUAUGGAAUUAUUUAGCCCUCCUUCCUCCUCUGCCUUUGUCCCCGUUGCCACCGCCAUCCCUCGUAUUACCCUCUUAUUUCUUCAGCAGCUGCAACUCUACUAGCUUUAAGAUCUACAAAGACUCAAGUUUAGGAUGUUUUAGAG